GCUUCUGGAAUAAACAUGUGCUGCAAGUUCAUCUGUUUGCUUAGCUUCUCCUGGCCCCGUGCAGAGGAGAAGGCUGGCUAUGCAAUACAGUGUGUGAAGUUCGUCGGAAAGAACUGACUUGAGAGAGUGCAGGCACCACGUGAAGUAGAAAUGGCGACCAUUCUUCACAAAGGCAAACAUCCCUUCUUCUCCUUUGAUAGAAAAAUCAAAUUUACUGCAAGCCUGGAUUUGGCCUUUGCACAGAAUCAAAGUUUUAAGAAACCUCCCAGAACCGGUUCAGAUACAUGGCAAAAGCAGCCUCCUGAUUUUAGUUACAAGCUUUAUCAAACUUCCCAACCACCACCUCAGGCAUGUCAAAAAGAAAAAGAAGAACUGAAGAAGAGCAAGAGCUCAAAAGCUGACACCAUCCAGCAGCUAUCUAUGAUAUAUUCUAGCCAGUUCCUCCCUCCUUUGGGAAGGAAGAAGAAAUUGCCCAUGUUUGUCACAAGGUUUCCCCAGGUGGGCUUAUAUGAAGCUGAGAUAAUGUUUGUAAAGAAUGGAAAGUAUAAGACUGGCACAUACCAGGAUUCCAAACCCUAUGACUUUAGGCAGUCUGAAGCUAACAUGCCAGAAUUUGUGACAAGUUACGCCACAGACCCUUUCAAUUUAAAGUUCAAAUCACAGAAUUUAAACACAGUUUACAGACCGGAACCACUGAUAGAAAAACAAAAAGAUGUUGACCGAAGAUUUAUUACUUACAAGCCUCAUGAAUGCAAGUGGGAUUUCACGUUAAUUCUGCCAAAGAAUCCCUGGCCACCCAAACCUGCCUCAUUUACGGGAUCCCAGGCUAAUGGGCAGGACAAGAAGAGAGCAAUGCAAUGGAAGUUCUACAGCAAUAUCCAACAUUCCUGAACUAUGAAACAUAAAUAUCACCACAAACUCUGAGAGAUACUAGUGGUAUUUAUCCAUAUUUCUCAUACACCUUAUUGUGUCAGGUCUCAACUUUUUGAGAAUCCUGGCUUGGAAUAACAAAGGAGGACUAGAGCUCUUAGUUCAUACAAAUUAUCCUGGGUAGAUCCAUUAAUUAAGAACUUGUAAUGUCUUUAGUACAAUGCAGUUGGUGUAACUUUUAAAGCACUGAUUCAAAAUGGAAACAAAGUAAAA
Molecule: messenger RNA, 1143 nt
Organism: Alligator sinensis (Chinese alligator)
Lineage: Eukaryota; Metazoa; Chordata; Crocodylia; Alligatoridae
Exons: 5
Coding region: 151-891 (246 amino acids)
Source: RefSeq, a predicted model, not a curated record